Messenger RNA from Callithrix jacchus (white-tufted-ear marmoset), 4793 nucleotides. It is a transcript of the gene F2RL3, whose product is annotated as F2R like thrombin or trypsin receptor 3. Gene Ontology annotation, cellular component: plasma membrane. The record is from RefSeq and is a predicted model, not a curated record. Lineage: Eukaryota; Metazoa; Chordata; Mammalia; Primates; Cebidae. Gene Ontology annotation, biological process: blood coagulation; positive regulation of Rho protein signal transduction; thrombin-activated receptor signaling pathway. Gene Ontology annotation, molecular function: thrombin-activated receptor activity.
ACAGGGCUGUCACGAAAACAGCAGCUGCAGAUGUGAGCAGCUGGUAGGAAGUGGCCACUCAGGCCGCAGAUGCUUCCUGGGCUGGUCAGGAGCUGGGGGUGCUGGCUGCAGCUGGGACCCCCUCUGCAUCUCACUGGCCUGGCAUCUAGAUCCCUGGGAGGCACCACAGCUGGACACAGCCACCUGGGGCAGCCCAGCCUCCGUAGCCUACAUUCCUGUCCUCCUAUAGGCUGGCUGGCGAGCAGCCCUGGUGGGUCUGCGGGGCAGCGGCCGUGCCUUCCCAGUUUAUCUCCCCGGCACGAUCUGCUCAUCCGCCCAGUAUUCCAGAAGCUGGGGCUCGGUGUCUGCUGAGGCAGGAAGCCCGAGGCAACAGCCCAGGGCAGCGGAGCCCAGUUAUGUGCGGGCAUCUGCUCCUGUGGCCCCUGGUGCUGGGGUUCAGCCUGUUGGGUGGUGCCCAGACUCCCAGCAUCUAUGAUGAGGGCGAGAGCACCGGAGGCGGCGAUGACAGCACGCCCUCAAUCCUGCCCGGCCCCCGCGGCUACCCAGGCCAAGUCUGUGCCAAUGACAGUGACAUCCUGGAGCUCCCGGACAGCUCACGGGCGCUGCUUCUGGGCUGGGUGCCCACCAGGCUGGUGCCUGCCCUCUAUGGGCUGGUCCUGGCGGUGGGGUUGCCGGCCAACGGGCUGGCGCUGUGGGUGCUGGCCACGCGGGUACCACGGCUGCCCUCCACGGUGCUGCUGAUGAACCUGGCAGCCGCUGACCUCCUGCUGGCCCUGGUGCUGCCCCCAAGGGUCCUGUACCACCUGCGUGGCCAGCGCUGGCCCUUUGGGGAGACUGCCUGCCGCUUGGCCACGGCCUCGCUCUAUGGCCACAUGUAUGGCUCGGUGCUGCUGCUGGCUGCCGUCAGCCUGGAUCGCUACCUGGCCCUGGUGCACCCGCUGAGGGCCCGCACCCUGCGUGGCCGGCGCCUGGCCCUGGGACUCUGCGUGGCCGCCUGGCUCAUGGCGGCUGCCCUGGCACUGCCCCUGGUGCUGCAGCAGCAGACCUUCCAGCUGGCGCACUCUGAUCGUGUGCUCUGCCAUGACGCGCUGCCCCUGGAUGCCCAGGCCUCCCACUGGCAACCGGCCUUCACCUGCCUGGCGCUGCUGGGCUGUUUCCUGCCGCUGCUGGCCAUGCUGCUGUGCUAUGGGGCCACCCUGCGCACGCUGGCGGCCGGUGGCCGGCGCUAUGGCCACGCGCUGAGGCUGACUGCGCUGGUGCUGGCCUCCGCCGUGGCCUUCUUCGUGCCCAGCAACGUGCUGCUGCUGUUGCAUUACUCGGACCCAAGCCUGGGCGCCUGGGGCAACCUCUACAGCGCCUACGUGCCUAGCCUGGCGCUGAGCACCCUCAACAGCUGCGUGGACCCCUUCGUCUACUACUACGUGUCAGCUGAGUUCCGGGACAAGGUGCGGGCGGGGCUCUUCCGACGGCCUCCCGGGGACACCGUGGCCUCCAAGGCCUCUGGGGAGGGGGGCAGCCGGGUCAUGGCUACCCGCUCCUCUUCACUCCAGUGAUGCAAAGUGGGGAGGGAGGUACUGGGUUCAACAGGGUCCCUUCUCCCACUUCAUGUUCUUCCCGGAACCUCAGAAUGUGACCUUAUUUGGAAAUAGGGUCAUUAUAACCGUCACUGGUGGAGUUCACUUUGGAGAAGGCUGGGCCUUACAUCCAGUGUGCCCAUCCAGAGGUCAAGCCUAGUGGCUCAUGCCCGUAAUCCCAGCACUUUGGGAGGCCAAGGUGGGCGGAUCACCUGAGGUCAGGAGUUCAACACCAGCCUGAGCAACAUGGUGAAAUCCCAACUCUACCAAAAUACAAAAAGUAGCCGGGUGUGGUGGUGCACGCCUGUAAUCCCAGCUACUCAGGAGGCUGAGGCAGGAGGAUUGCUUGAACCUGGGAGGCAGAGGUUGCAGUGAGCCAAGAUUGUGCCACUGGACUCCAGCCUGGGUGACAGAGUGAGACUCUGUCUCUAAUUGACUAAUUAAGUUAAAUUUUAAAAAGAGGAGGAGAGAUGGCCAGGUGCAGUGGCUCACACCUGUAAUCUCAGCACUCUGAGAGGUCGAGAUGGAGGCUUGAGGCCAGGAGUUUGGGCCCAGCCUGGGCAACAUAAGGAGAUCCCACUCUACAAAAAAAAAAAAAAAAAAAAAAGAAUGAACCAGGCAUUAUGGCACACACCUGUAGUCCCAGCUUCUCAAGAGGCAGAGGCAGGAGAAUCCCCUGAGCCCAGGAGGUUGUGGCUACAGUGAACUAUGAUUGCACCACUGCACUCAAGCCUGGGCAACAGAGCAAGACCUAGUCUCAAAAAUAAACAAAAUUUACAAAAGAGGAGAGACAGCCGGAUACCUGCCACAUGCCUGUAAUCCCAGCACUUUGGGAGGCCAAGGUGGGCAGAUCACCUGAGGCCAGGAGUUCAAUACCAGCCUGGCCAACAUCGUGAAACCCUGCCUCUAUUAAAAAUAUAAAAAUUAGCCGGGCGUGGUGGUGGGCACCUGUAGUCCCAGCUAUUUGGGAGUCUGAGGGAGGAGAAUCACUUGAACCUGGGAGGCAGAGGUUGCAGUCAGCUGAGACUGUGCCACUGCACUCCAGCCUGGGUGACAGAGUGACUCUGUCUCAAAAAAAUAAAGAAAGAGGAGUACACAGAGACAGAGAAGAAAGCCAUGUGGUGAGAGGCAGAGAUGGGAGUGGUACGGACAAGAACAGACUAAGGGACAUGAAGAUGCCAAGCGCAGCGGGCAGCCAGCAGCAGCCAGGAGACAGGCCUGGGGCGGGCUCUCCCUCACAGCCUCCAGAGGGAACCGGCCCUGCCGCCACCUUGACCUUGGACUUCUGGCCUGCAGAACUGUGGGACAGUAAACUUCCGUUGUUCACAGCUGCCGAGAUAGGGGUGCUUUGUCAGGGCAGUCUAAGAAUCUAAAAUGGGAUCAAACGCCACUUCCUGGGCCCUUUGAGGCUCUCUGGCUCGGCUACCUGGGCUGGGUGCAGCCCACGAUGCUUUGGUGUCCCAAAUGGGACUGGGGCUGGGGCUGCAUUCCCCAGAGACUCACUGCAAGUUCCUGCCUAGGGGGCUGGGGCACUCCAUCCCCACUUCCCAAUGCUGAGGCCCUGUGGGCAAUCCCCAUAUGGGCACUGAGGAAGGAGAGCUAAGCAGAAUCCUGGCACAACUAAGACCUGAAGAAUAUCUCAGUUUACAGUAUUACUACUCAGUUAUUUCCUUUUAUAUAAUCCUUGAUAUAAUCAUAUAUUAGUUUAUAGAAGUGGGCUUCAAGAUCAUCUCGGUUUAUAGUGUUACUACUCAGUUAUUUCCCUUCAUAUAAUCCUCUAUCACAACCAUACGUUAGUUCACAGAAUGAGUGCCUAAAGAAUAUCUCACUACUCAGUUAUUUCCAUAUAUAUAUACAAAACUAUAUCUUAGUUCAUAAUCGGAGGAACGCCUAGAGUGGACACAGUGCAGAGCAUGAAUUAAGGAAUAAGCAGCUUAUAAUCAGAGGAAUGUCUAGAGCAGACACAGUGCAGAGCAUGAUUUAAGGGAAAACAGUUAUACCAGGACAAGAAUCCAAGGCCCAGGCGGCAGCGUUCAGUAUCAUAAAGAUACCCGCUGUGUGGCAGGCUUGGGGCGAGAGCCACUCCUCCUGAUAAAGGAGUUGUAGGACCUUGCUCCAGUUCUUGUGGAAGGCUCCCCUUAGCCCGGCAAUCCACCUUGGUGACUGUGAACUUAUCAGUUCUGGUCACUGUGCUGCUCGAAAAGCAUCUUCCUAUAGGACUCACUGGGAGCUGCCUGCAGGUGGUGGAAACCCUGACAGCGCUGUCACUGCUAUGGGACUUAAAGCAUCCUCCUAUAAAUCUUAGAAGUAGUUUGCCCAUAGAUAGAGAGAGGCAUUGCACACUGCACCCUCUUGUGCACGGCCCACCUCCAUGCCUCAGUGACCUAAUGGGGGUGGACCCCAUGUUUUAUUGCUCACGACCCCAUCACUAUCCUUAAAGAUGAUUUCACUCACUGCCCUGCCCCCUAACCUAUACACAAUAAAUACUGACACUUCUGGACAUUCUGGGCCUCUCCUGACUCUGCUCAUAGGUGGCGUGGCCCCCCGAGCCCAGCUGCAUCUCCCUUGUACUUCUGUGUCCUGUUUCUUUAUUUCUCACACCCUGCACCUCAGCACAGUAUAAGGGACACCCCACAACCCUGUGGGGCCCUCAGCCCUACAGGGCCCCACCAGGCUCAGAGUCUGGUUGGCCGUUCUCAUGCCCGCCAGCUUCUGGCUUUGGGAUGUCUCUCGAGCAACCAGAGUAGCACCCCCAACUCUGCUCCCCAAAACUCAUCAUUAGUGUGACCCAGCCUCCUGCUGUCCCCUGGCUGCUGGGGAUCCUCACCUUCCCACCUCUCACCUGCAGGCUGGUUCUUUUCAUUUUCUGUCCACGUCACCAGGGACAAGGUGGGGCAAUGUGGGGUUGGGAGGACAGUGUGUGCCGGCGGGGGGGGUUCCAGGGCUGCAGCCCUAGAAACACCCACCCUGCCCAGAUGCCUGCAGCCGGCUCUAAGCCUUGCACGGGAUGGGGCAUAGUGCCUACGGAGGACACAGCAGGUGUUUGGGGAAGGGGAGAAGCCUCAGCCCCGGUGCGUGUGUGUGCAUGCACACACACAGACACCACUGCUCACACUAGGGAGCGGCACGGGGCAGUUUCAGAGGCUGCUGGGGCAUGAACUGUGGGGGCAAGGCAGAGGGUGGGGGACCACUGGACCUAUGUCCCCAUUGGACCUAUGU